This is a messenger RNA of Polyodon spathula (Mississippi paddlefish), 8897 nucleotides long. RefSeq names its product brefeldin A-inhibited guanine nucleotide-exchange protein 2-like. Gene Ontology annotation, molecular function: guanyl-nucleotide exchange factor activity. Gene Ontology annotation, biological process: regulation of ARF protein signal transduction. Bases 150 to 5567 code for a protein of 1805 amino acids. NCBI's taxonomy places the organism in Eukaryota, Metazoa, Chordata, Actinopteri, Acipenseriformes, Polyodontidae. The transcript is spliced from 39 exons. The record is from RefSeq and is a predicted model, not a curated record.
CAACAUGGCGGCGCAGUGCCGAGGUAGCAGCUCUGUACACCUUUACUCUGCAUGGAGUUAAUUUUUUAUGUGAUUUUUAUUUUGAAAAAAAAACUUUGAAAAAUAAAUGCGGAGCUUCGUUCAACGAUCAUGUUUUGAGACACCAAACAAUGCAAAAGCAGAGCGAGCACUGUAAAACGAAAAGCAUGUUUCUGUCCCGGGCUCUUGAGAAGAUCCUUUCCGACAAGGAGGUGAAGCGAGCCCAGCACUCCCAGCUCAGAAAAACCUGCCAGGUAGCCCUCGAUGAAAUAAAAGUCGAGUUGGAAAAACAAAAAGAUGGCUCAGUGGUUGUGCCCAAAGCCAACUUUAUUGAAGCAGAUAAGUACUUUCUCCCGUUUGAGUUGGCGUGUCAAUCCAAAUCUCCACGUAUGGUCAGCACGUCUCUGGACUGCUUGCAGAAACUGAUAGCAUAUGGUCACAUCACUGGCAAUGCACCAGACAGCGGGGCUCCAGGGAAGAGGCUGAUAGACCGGAUUCUAGAAACCAUUUGCAAUUGUUUCCAAGGAUCUCAGACAGACGAAGGGGUCCAGCUGCAGAUCAUUAAGGCACUUCUCACUGCGGUGACUUCUCCCCACAUUGAAAUCCACGAAGGAACCAUCUUGCUGACUGUCCGGACCUGUUACAACAUCUACCUGGCCAGUAGAAACCUCAUCAACCAGACCACGGCCAAAGCCACGCUCACGCAGAUGCUGAAUGUCAUCUUUGCCCGAAUGGAAAGCCAGGCGGCAUUGGAAGCAAGAGAAGUAGAAAAGCAGAGGCUGAGGCAGCAGCAGUCUCCAGUGAUGCCAUCUGUCUCGGACUCGCCCAGACUCAGUCGGGCACAGCCACCAGAGCAGCCUGGCACACCUGAUACCAGCUCGAAGCAGGAGAACGGAGAGCAGGAGAACAGAGAGCAGGAGAAGAGAGACUCGGAGCCAGAGAACGGGACAGUCCAGAUUGAGGCUAACUCGGGGCAGGAGGCCAAAUUACCAGAAAAUCCAGAAGCAUCGCAUGAAGAAAGCCAGACUGAGCAGGAUGCUCCAGUGCUAGUGGAGGAGGAUACUGGGACACUGAUGGACAAAAGUUCAGAGGAGCAGCCAGUGGAAAUAGAAAUUGAAAAGCCUGUUCCAGAAACUGAAAACAAGGACACAGCCCCCUCUGCUGGAAGAACUGAAGCUAUUCAAGCAAACGGCAUCCUUGAUGAUCGUGCCUCUGUCUUGUCGACUGAUAUACUGGACCCUGAUGCAGUCCACGGGCCAGCUGCUGCUGCCAGAUUCUCUCAUGUUUUACAAAAGGACGCCUUCCUUGUGUUCAGGUCUCUCUGUAAGCUCUCAAUGAAGCCACUCUCUGAUGGGCCUCCUGACCCAAAGUCCCAUGAACUGCGCUCAAAAGUCGUGUCCCUCCAGCUUCUCCUGUCGGUGCUGCAGAGCGCCGGGCCGGUUUUCAGAACACAUGAGAUGUUUGUGAACGCGAUCAAGCAGUAUCUGUGCGUGGCCCUGUCCAAAAAUGGGGUCUCUUCUGUGCCAGAUGUAUUCGAGCUCUCCUUAGCCAUUUUCCUAACUCUCCUUUCAAACUUCAAGAUUCAUCUAAAGAUGCAAAUAGAGGUCUUCUUCAGAGAGAUCUUCCUAACCAUACUGGAGACGACUUCAAGUUCAUUUGAACACAAGUGGAUGGUAAUUCAGACCCUAACUAGGAUCUGUGCAGAUGCCCAGUGUGUUGUUGAUAUUUAUGUAAACUAUGAUUGUGAUUUAAAUGCUGCUAACAUCUUUGAACGACUUGUGAAUGAUCUGUCAAAAAUUGCUCAGGGCAGAAGUGGACAUGAGCUUGGAAUGACUCCUCUUCAGGAAUUAAGCUUACGGAAGAAAGGUCUUGAGUGCUUAGUUUCUAUACUGAAGUGUAUGGUGGAGUGGAGUAAAGACGUCUAUGUAAACCCCAAUCUUCAGGCCAAUCUUGGCCAGGAGAAGCCCCCCGAGCAGGAGAGCACAGAGACUAAAAUCCUGGAAGUGCUGGUCAGGAGGGGCAGUGCCAGCUCCCAGGACUCCACGGUGUCCUCAGGCAUCGGCAGCACCAGCACACAGGCCUCCCUGGCAGACGAUCCAGAGCAGUACGAGGUCAUCAAGCAGCAGAAGGAGAUCAUAGAGCAUGGCAUUGAACUGUUUAAUAAGAAACCAAAGAGAGGUGUACAGUAUCUGCAGGAGCAAGGCAUGCUGGGAGUCACGCCAGAAGACAUUGCUCAGUUCCUUCACCAGGAAGAACGACUAGACACAACCCAGGUGGGAGAAUUCCUCGGAGAGAAUAUCAAGUUCAACAAGGAGGUCAUGUACUCCUAUGUGGACCAGCUCGAUUUCUGUGGCAAGGAUUUUGUCUCAGCUCUGCGGAUGUUCCUUGAGGGUUUUCGUCUCCCAGGAGAAGCUCAGAAAAUAGACAGACUGAUGGAGAAAUUUGCUGCGAGAUAUCUAGAGUGCAAUCAGGGGCAGACCCUGUUUGCGAGUGCAGAUACUGCUUACGUGCUGGCGUAUUCCAUCAUCAUGCUGACCACCGACCUACACAGUCCCCAGGUGAAAAAUAAAAUGACCAAAGAGCAGUACAUCAAAAUGAACAGAGGAAUUAAUGACAGCAAAGACCUCCCUGAGGAGAACCUGUCUGCCAUCUAUGAUGAAAUAGCGGGCAAGAAAAUAGCACUGAAGGAUUCCAAAGAGCAUUCCAUCACACCGAAGAACAGCAAGCAGAAUGUUCCAACUGAGAAACAGAGGAGGCUGCUGUACAACCUGGAGAUGGAACAAAUGGCCAAAACAGCCAAAGCUCUGAUGGAAGCAGUAAGCCAUGCACAGGCUCCGUUCACCAGCGCUACUCACCUGGAGCACGUCCGGCCCAUGUUUAAGCUGGCCUGGACCCCACUGCUGGCUGCCUUCAGCGUGGGGCUGCAGGACUGCGAUGAUCAGGAGGUCGCGUCGCUGUGUCUGGAAGGGAUUCGGUGCGCUAUUCGGAUAGCUUGUAUAUUCAGCAUGCAGCUUGAGAGAGAUGCCUAUGUACAGGCUCUGGCUCGCUUCACGCUGCUCACAGCCAGUUCCAGCAUCACAGAGAUGAAGCAGAAGAACAUAGACACCAUUAAAACACUGAUCACUGUGGCCCACACUGAUGGAAACUACCUGGGAAACUCCUGGCAUGAGAUUCUCAAGUGCAUCAGCCAGCUUGAAUUGGCUCAGCUAAUAGGAACUGGAGUGAAGACGCGCUAUAUCUCUGGUGUCACGAGGGAAAGACAGGGCAGCAUCAGGGGCUUCCCCUCUGGAAGUGAGGAGUUCAUGCCGCUAGGGUUAGGCACUUUAGUUGGAGGUGGACCUGACAAAAAGCAGAUGGCCAGUAUCCAGGAAUCUGUUGGGGAAACAAGCUCCCAGAGUGUGGUGGUUGCAGUGGACAGGAUAUUUACUGGAUCAACAAGACUUGAUGGAAACGCAAUUGUUGAUUUUGUGCGCUGGCUAUGUGCUGUCUCUAUGGAUGAGUUGGCGUCUCCUCACCAUCCUCGCAUGUUCAGCUUGCAGAAGAUUGUCGAGAUCUCCUAUUACAACAUGAACAGAAUCAGGCUGCAGUGGUCCAGAAUCUGGCAAGUGAUCGGAGAUCAUUUCAAUAAGGUUGGAUGUAACCCUAACGAAGAUGUUGCAGUCUUUGCCGUGGACUCAUUGAGGCAGCUGUCAAUGAAAUUCUUGGAAAAAGGAGAGCUGGCAAACUUUCGGUUCCAAAAGGAUUUCAUGAGGCCCUUUGAACACAUCAUGAAGAAAAAUAAAUCUCCAACGAUCCGCGACAUGGUGAUUCGCUGCAUUGCUCAAAUGGUAAACUCUCAGGCUGUGAACAUCCGUUCAGGCUGGAAGAAUAUCUUCUCAGUGUUUCACCAGGCAGCAUCGGACCACGACGAGACCAUCGUGGAACUGGCGUUCCAGACCACCGGCCACAUCGUCGUGAGCACCUUCCAGAAUCAUUUUGCAGCUGCAAUAGAUUCGUUUCAGGAUGCAGUGAAAUGCCUGUCUGAGUUUGUCUGCAAUGCUGCAUUCCCUGACACCAGCAUGGAGGCAAUCCGACUGAUCCUACACUGUGCUAAAUACGUGUCCGAUAGGCCGCAGGCACUGAGAGAAUACACCAGUGAUGAUAUGAAUGUGGCACCAGGAGACCGAGUCUGGGUGCGAGGAUGGUUUCCAGUCCUCUUUGAACUCUCCUGUAUUAUAAACCGCUGCAAGCUGGAUAUACGGACAAGGGGCCUUACUGUAAUGUUUGAGAUUAUGAAAAGCUACGGACACACUUUUGAGAAACACUGGUGGGAAGAUCUCUUCCGGAUUGUGUUCAGGAUCUUUGACAAUAUGAAGCUUCCUGAGCAGCAAACCGAGAAGACAGAAUGGAUGACAACAACCUGUAACCACGCACUUUAUGCUAUCUGUGAUGUUUUUACUCAUUUCUAUGAGCCGUUAUGCAAUAUCCUCCUUGCUGAUGUAUUUGCACAAUUGCAGUGGUGUGUAAAACAAGACAAUGAACAGCUUGCCCGAUCAGGUACCAAUUGUUUAGAAAACCUGGUGAUUCUAAAUGGAGAGAAAUUCAGCCCAAUGGUGUGGGGUCAGACCUGCACUUGCAUGCUUGAAAUCUUCAAGACCACCAUCCCGCAUACCCUGUUAACCUGGAGACCUGCAGGACAAGAGGAGGAGCCAGUGGAUAGACACACUGACGUGGAAAUGGACCGUCAGUCUCUGUGCAGUCUCGACAGAAAUCCUUCAGAAAGAGGUCAGAGUCAGGUCUCGAAUGCCAGUGAUGAAACCUGGAAAGGAAAAUCAUAUGCAAAAAUCGCAGAUAACAAGCUGUUUUCUGGCCUCCUCAUCAAAUGCGUUGUGCAGCUGGAGCUGAUACAGACCAUUGACAACAUUGUUUUCUACCCGGCAACCAGCAAGAAGGAGGAUGCAGAACACAUGGCAGCUGCUCAGAGGGAUGCUCUUGAUGCAGACGUUUGCAUCGACUCGCAGGAUCAAGGCAUGUACAGGUACAUGUCCUCCCCACACCUCUUCAAACUGCUGGACUGCCUCUUGGAGUCUCACACCUUUGCAAAGGCAUUCAACUCCAAUAACGAGCAGAGGACUGCGCUUUGGCGAGCAGGUUUCAAGGGGAAAUCCAAGCCCAAUCUGUUGAAACAGGAGACUACUAGCCUGGCUUGCUGUUUGCGUAUUCUGUUCCGAAUGUACAUGGAUGAAAAUCUCAAGGAUUCUUGGAAGGACAUACAAACUCGACUCCUUAGUGUGUGCAGUGAAGCUCUGUCGUACUUCAUCACCCUGACCUCUGAAAGCCACAGGGAGGCCUGGACCAACCUCCUGCUGCUGCUUCUCACCAAAACUCUAAAGAUGAGCGAUGAAAAGUUCAAAGAGCACGCCUCCUGCUACUACCCCUACCUGUGUGAAGUCAUGCAGUUUGACCUGACCCCUGAGUUACGAACAGUCCUCCGGAGGUUCUUCCUGCGUAUUGGGCUGGUGUUUAAGAUCUCGUCCGUAGACGGGCAGCACAGGGUAGCUGGGACUUAGCAAAGCACAGAAGCGGUUUGCCUGUAUGGGGGAGCAUCAGACCUGAAUUCACUUGUGGAUUCACAUUCAAGAGAGAAAUUCGCUACGCUCUAGACUCUGAAUUUGAAACUCUCCAGACCCUGAGUUGUCUUGAGAGAUCCAGCUAACAAGCCUUGGUUUCCCCACUCCCCUUACCAAAUACUUUUAAAAAUCUAUAAAAGCAGACUGCUUAUUACGCUGGCUUUAAGUUGUUGAAACUGUAAUUUAUUUAUUAUUAUAACCAUUUCACAGCUUUGAAAAUUGAUAUAAUCAAAUACAGGAGGAUACCAAAUUAGAGAAAAUAAACCUCAUCCCAGUGUUUUGCAGUCUAUAACACAACAGUGAAAGCCUGAGAGUAAUAUUGACCACAGGUUACAUAGAGAAGGAAUGCAGAACAGUAGAAAAACCCAAUGCCUAUGCAUAAUACACAUAAUAAUGCAUUUCUUUGACAUUUUGUCCUCAGGGGCUCUUUAAACACAUAUUUUGAUCAAUUUCUAAAGGUUUGAGGUUUUGUUUGCUUCAAAAAAGAAGACCCUUGUAAUCCUGUAGUUGUAAUUAUAAUAAUAAUUUAAAAAAUGAAUGUACUGUAUAUUGGAUUUAUCAUGGAUUCCAAAAAUAAAAUAAAAUAUAUCUCCAUCUGUUGAAAUGGGUUGUAAUAACCAUUCUGUGGGUUAUUGCUAAACUAGAAAUAACACAUUGGUGAACAUCCACCUUUUUCAAAAGACUUGCUUUUCCUACCCUGUGACAUCUUUUUGGAAGAACAAUGUCAGAGUUGCACAGAAUGCAUCAGAGCAUAUGCAUCAAAGAUUUUGCAGCUUGCAUUUUAAAGAAAGCACUGAGCUGGUUGCAUGGAUUGGAAGUGCUUUGCAAAAAACUGUUGUUCCUGUUUUUGAAGAUUCACACUCAUUAAAUCAUUUCACACAGCUCGGCUUUGGAUACAUGUAAAGAACUGGAGUUUGUAUGUAAGAAAAAAAAACAAACUAAACAAGCGUUGUUCAGUAAACUUGUGCUGUCUUAGUCUAUAGUUCAGUACAUAUUGAGGAUUAUAUUGUAUGUGACUUUGAUUUCUUUUUUUUCUUUUUAUUUAAAUCUAUGCGGAAACAAACGUAAACAGAGAACACGAGAAGGUGGUUAGUUAUUUGUUACAGGAGGUGAAACUGCAUGUUGUUUGUGCUCCCAUUCCAUGUUCCGUGUGUUCUGUUGAAUAGACAUGCCACUUGCUUUCAUAAAGAACGAUCUAUUUUACAUUUUUAGUGAACCUAAUCUUACCUAAAGUGUCUUCCAAAACACAGAAGCUGAUAGCUGAUUUUUUCUAUACCCUCUAGUUUCCCCAAAGUUAUGCUACUAUAAAAUACCUGAUGAAAAUGACCUAUGGGUAUGCAUUCUUUGUAUGCAACUGUCCUGGUUUCUGUACCUUGAGUAUUAAGCUGUGUUGGUUUUUCCCAUAGCUCCUCCUGCAAGCCAACAUGCUGUCCAAUGCAAAGGUGUUGAUUUGGUUCAUCUAUACUGUGCCAGGAUAAGUCCAAGCUGGAUUUUUUUAGAUCGUUUUGUUGCAAUGAUUUUUAGGGGGUAAUCCUAGGAUAACCUAGGUAAAGAAUUAUCAAAGCAAUCUCCGAAGUUCUCAAGCAUUGUCUUUUGAUUUCCUUUUCCCAGAAAUUCCAUACAAUUGUACACAUCGCUCACAGCUUCCCCAUGCAACUACUGGAGCAACUGAAUUCAGAAUAAUUGCAAUCGUAAAACAAUGGCAGGAAAUAGUAAAAAAAAAAAAAAAAACUAUAUUGAAGUGGCUUUUCAUGACAUGUUCUCGUGAAUAGCAGGAACGUCACUGCGGGUCCUUUAGUCGAUAUGAAAAGUGAUUUUAGCACAUUUAAUGUACAGAUUAUGUUUUCAGUGUCACUUUUGUUCCAUAAAGUGCCUUGGAAAUGUGGGUUCUGUCAUGUUUUGGUAAUCUGGUGUGUGAGUGUGUGUGUGCUUUAUUAAAGAAACCUUCACCUUUUAUAUUUAUUUUAGAUUUUAAGUCUGAAACAGAUGAGUGAAAUCAAAACGGUUUUUAUUAUUGAUUGCAUUACUUUGAUCCAGCGUAAAUAAACGCACUUUUCUGCAAUUUGUCACAAUGAUAAAGGCAAGUCGCUGUUAUGUUUUUGCACUUUACUUAGUUUCAGUUUGUUGUAUUGUGAUUUUAGGGUUAGUGUUUGGAUUAGAUUUCAUCCCCCAGAUUAAGUAGUAUAAAUCACUUGAAGUACUGUAUAUUUUGCUAUGUAUAUUUUCAGAGCGGUGCAGUGAAGUAAGUAUUUAGUUAGGUACUGCAGAAAACCAACUUUAUUACAGACAGUUCCAACACCCUGCCUUGUUAAAAUUGCUUUGGUGAGAAGUAGCAUUAUUUCCACAUGAAGGUCAUUUUUAAGACAUGAGGCAUGGAUUGUACCUUUUUCUCUGAUUUUGUUUUUGCUGUUCGUUCACCUUCACUUUUCCUUAUUUGUUGCUGUUAUUUAGGUUUUAAUGUCUAGCCUACAAUACGGUGACAUUGUGUAAAUAGCUUCAAAUGUUAUUUUUAACGUUCUGAUGUUUGUAAGAUUUUUACACUGAAGAGAAGGUGGGGCCAGCAAAAUAUCUCUUUCACAAAGGAAGGAUUUCAUCAGAGCCGGGACAGUUCGCAGCCAGCGAAUUUUCCUUAUGGAGAAAAUGAUUACACCUCAAUACUGAACUGCAAAAGAAAUUGAUUAAAGUAGAUUUUGAAGCUAUUUGUUCUUUAAGUUUAGAAGUCUGUGGUUAUAAUGGGUAUUUUACACCUGCAUGGUGAUGUAGCCUGCAGUCUUCAAUCUGGCACGAGAUGCUGUGGUGAGAUUCAGAGCUCAGACCAUUGGCUGAAUGCAAUGCGUUGGAUUUGAAACUUCUAUAGAACAACUAUUGGCUGAUGACAAAGAUCCCAUUACUUUGCACUGUUGAAUCCUCCUAAGAAUAAAAUGGUUUGGAGGAGUGUUAAAUCCAUUUACAGAACCAGCCUGGAGAACUUGCCACAACCUUGCUGCUAAACGCUUUGAGAAGGAGACACUGCAUAUAUGCUUGGAAUACUUUACGCAAGAUAUAUCUAUCUUGUUUUGCAUAUCAUUAUGUAGGCUUUAGUAACGAAUAAGUACUUUUUGUAAACUCUAUCUCUAUUACAAUGAAGUGCUUUUAAAUGUUCAUUUUGAGAAGCAUUCCUUGCAACUGGAUGUAUACAUUUUUGGAAAUAUAUAUGGAAAAAACUGUAAAGUUUAAUGUAAACUAAUUAUUCUAUAUAUAAAAUACUGUUGUAAUCUUUCAUGCUUCAAU